This is a messenger RNA of Bactrocera dorsalis (oriental fruit fly), 3514 nucleotides long. It is a transcript of the gene ZnT41F, whose product is annotated as zinc transporter 2. The transcript has 10 exons. Gene Ontology annotation, cellular component: plasma membrane. The record is from RefSeq and is a predicted model, not a curated record. Gene Ontology annotation, biological process: zinc ion transmembrane transport; response to zinc ion. The coding region runs from base 935 to 2608 and encodes 557 amino acids. Gene Ontology annotation, molecular function: zinc ion transmembrane transporter activity. NCBI's taxonomy places the organism in Eukaryota, Metazoa, Arthropoda, Insecta, Diptera, Tephritidae.
AAGGCUAGCGACGAUCGCGGAACGCCCAAACCGCCCAGUUUUCAUUUAGUACAAGCAAAACAGCGCAACGGUGUGAUCGUACGUGGAAGACGGCGCUGCGGGUUGUGAAUGAAAGCGAUUAAAAGCGAGCGCGUAGAAUAGCGAGAACGCGUCAAGUGAACGUCGGAAAAAAAUCAUUUAUUUUGCAUUUUGAAUUUCGUGUGCUUGCAAAAAGCGAGUUCAAUGGCAACAAGUUACAGCAGCAAUAAUAUUCUAAAGUGAUAUGAAAAGAAUGGAAUGGAAUUUAUAAAAAAGUUUAAAAAAAUAUAAAUAAUUAAAUGCAACACUACAACAACACAAAGAAAGUGUAAAGAAAAAAUUUGUACCAAAUUAACCAUGGGUUAUUUUCCACAUAAAGAACACACAAAUUGCCGCUAAAAUUGCGACAAAGAAAUGCAAAUUUAAUAAUUUUUUCCUCGCUUUACACUUUGUCACCUCGAGUGUGAAAAGCAAUUGAAGCUAAAGCAAUGCCACAGUGACAGUGAAACAACAACAAACAUCAUUAACAGCAAUAAAGUCAAUUGAAUAAUAUUUUCUGCUAAAAAUAACACAACUCACACGCGACUGCCCGAGGUGCAUACAAAGAAGGCACAAAUAACUACAACAACAAACAUAGAAAUAUACAAUAAAAUAUAUACACAUGCAUGUACAUACUACGUAACUGUAUAUACAUACAUAUAUGUAUGUAUGUUCUGCAUAUAUAUGUACAUACAUAUAUAAUCUAUAUGUAUGACUAGUGUAUAGUGAAAACGAAAAUAGAUAAAACAUCAAAUAAAGCACAAUCGAAGCUUAUCCAAUAAAAACACCAACACACACACCUAAACAUAUAAACUCACACAUAUGUAUGUAUAUAUGUAAAUAAGUGUGUACGCAAGUGUCUAAAUAAGUUGGGAAUAUGUCAAAAUAUCAACUGCUACUCGAACCGUCUGCCACCGGCGAUGAGGAUGCGCCCACAACAGGCGUAGACAACAAUAACAGAACAACAACAACAACAACACAUGCAAGCCUCCACAAUGCCGCCGAGAAUCUACAAGUGCUGCUCUACACCGACAGCAGCAACGAUUCCAGCAGCAGCAGCGGCGGCGGCGGACGGGCGCGUGUAGUGCGCAACAGCAACAACAACAACAAUAGAAGCGGCAGCAACAGCAAUAGCAUGAAUAGUCACAGCAGCGGCAGCAGCAGCAGUUGGGAGUACAGUCCCUUCGACAGUGUCAGCGCAAACAGCAACAACAACAACAACAGCAUUAAUCAGACAAAAGCGGCUGCGAUGUCAAGAGCAACAGCGACAAUAACAACAACCACAGGAACAGCAGUAGCGUUGAGUUUAGCCGACAUGGAAGCGAAAACGUCGUCAACAUCACUAUUGUUGGACGCUUACGAGGCGGAUGACACAACGAUGGAGGUGCCACUGCUUGGCGGAAAUGAUAAUAGCGAUUACCAUGACCACGCACACCAGCAGUUCACCACCGCUUCCGCUGCCGCCAACAACGAUGCUGCUGCCGCCGCCGCCGCCACCUGCCAUUGCCAAUUACCCGGAUUUGGCGCAAAUCUGCAUACAAAAUCCACGCAAGAUGCGAAAUUCAAAAUUUUAUUAGCAAUUACGCUGUGCUGCGUUUUCAUGAUUGUUGAAUUCCUUGGCGGCUAUAUGGCCGGAAGUUUGGCUAUCAUGACGGAUGCCGCCCACUUGGCGUCCGAUUGCAUUAGUUUUGUCAUCGGUUUAGUGGCAAUUUGGUUGGGCGGACGACCGCCCGAUGACCGUAUGUCCUUCGGCUAUAAACGGAUGGAGGUGAUGGGCGCCAUUGUAUCGAUAUUAGGUAUUUGGAUACUAACCGCAACACUAAUUAUUAUGGCCAUGGAACGUUUAUACUCCAAUGACUUCGAUUUGAAAGCCGACACUAUGAUGGUUAUAUCGGGCAUUGGCAUUUUAAUUAACAUUGUCAUGGUUUUCAUACUCCACGGCUCAGCGCUAACGCAUGGAGCUGCUCAUGGUCACAGCCAUGCACACGCCCAUGCGCACUCACAUUCGCACAGCCAUUCAGCGGCGGCCGACAAUGCCUUGGUGCAAGUUAAUGGUUCAAAUGGCGGUGGUGGCAAUGAAUUCAAAAAAUGUGACAGCGCCGAGAACCUAAAUCUGCGCGCCGCCAUGAUACACGUCAUUGGCGAUCUGGUGCAGAGCAUUGGCGUCUUUCUCGCAUCAAUUUUGAUACUAAUUUAUCCCAGCGCGAAGUUUGCGGAUCCGUUGUGCACGCUGCUAUUCUCCGUUAUAGUUUUCAUGACCACGGUGCGUUUGUUUCGGGAAUCGGUUGGCAUUCUGCUGGAUGCUGUGCCGUCGUCGAUCUCACUGCGUAGUUUGGCGUUGGAUUUGGCCGAUAUUGAAGGCGUUAAAUCCGUACAUCAUUUGAAUGUCUGGAGUCACACGAAUAACCACAGCGUCAUGAUGGUGCACUUAGUCAUUGAUUUUCUCUCGGACAGCAACACGGUGCUGCAGCGCGCCACACAAGUAGCCUGUGGCAGCAAAUAUGACAUCAAACAUUGCACCAUACAAAUCGAACGCUCCACGAGCACAUAAAACCACUUGCACUUAGACAAAUAAGCCAGCACAUGCUUGUGUGUAGCUAAGAAAGAGAAAGAAAUAAAUGAAAUUAAAAGUUGUAAUAAAAUCAUUAACUUUAUGAUUUUUAUCGUCAAAGACUGAACCGACGGAUUAAACGAUCACACGACGCCUUGCCAGACCAGGCCGAUGAAUGCGUGAUGAAAGUGUGAAAUUUCAGCUUCACUGGAGAAUGCAGUGGGAGAAAGAGAUGGAAGAGAAGGUAAUAUGUACCAUAUAUAUUUAUAUAUAUGUACAUAUAUAUGUGUUGGUGCUCACGUACGUGCGCUUAAGAACGGUUGGAGGGGGACGUGGAGGCGGCUGUGCCACACUUGCGAUGCAUUCGAGCUGCAGUAAUUCUAUCACAGACAAUUGACGUUGUCAUUAAAUGCUCUUCGCUAAUUGAUCGUUAAAUUUAUUACUUCUAUGAGAGGGCGCGCGGUAUGCGAGUGCGUGGUUAUAUGGCUGUUGCUCAUAUCGCUCUUCAUAUAUGGAAGAAUUUAUGUAUUUCACGCGUGUGCUUCAUAAAAUGAAUACAAAACAUACACGUAUGAGCACAUAUACACACACAUAUAUACAAACAACAGCAAUUCACAAUUAUUUAUGGCCAUUACUGACUAUUACUAAGCGUAAAACACCAAAGUUCACCGCUAUAAAAAAACGAAAAAAAUGGAAAAAACUAGAAAUAAUAAAAUAAAAUUCAAACAAAUCCAAAAGGUGCGAAAAUAAAUUGUAGCUAUCGUAAAUAUAUAAGGGCAUAUACAGAAAAUAAACAGUCUGCUGUUUGCUUGUUUUAUCACGCUCAAUGUGAUAAUGAAAAUCCUCGCGGUUAAACAGCAAUUACAGCGCUGCAAUAUUCAUAGGUAAACAAAAUUGCAAAUAAAA